Molecule: messenger RNA, 2220 nt
Organism: Aspergillus bombycis
Lineage: Eukaryota; Fungi; Ascomycota; Eurotiomycetes; Eurotiales; Aspergillaceae
Product: transcriptional repressor TCF25 family protein
Exons: 1
Coding region: 1-2220 (739 amino acids)
Biological process (GO): ribosome-associated ubiquitin-dependent protein catabolic process; rescue of stalled cytosolic ribosome
Cellular component (GO): RQC complex
Source: RefSeq, a predicted model, not a curated record
AUGUCCUCCCGCGCACUUCGCAAGCUGCAAAAGCUGCGCGAGCAACAGUUGCAGCAAGUAUCGUUACAAGCAGAAGAAAACGAUGAGUCAAGCGAAGAUGAGCCCGUACCCCAGCCUUCAAAGCCGAAGUUGAACGCCUUUGAUUUACUUAAUGCCGCCGAUGAAGAGGAUGAAGAAGAGCAAGAGUCCGACAACGAUGCUCACGAGCCGGUGAUGCAGCCAACGGAAGAUAUACCUGUCCCAGCGAAAUCGGCAGAUUCGAAGAAGAAGAAGAAAAAGAAAAAUAAGAAGAAGAAGGCUUUUUCGAAAGCCACCGAUGGAGCAACAGCGAGUACCAAGGCAGAUGAGGAAGGAUUAGACGAGAUUGAUCGAGCACUGAGGGAGCUAGCCGUUGACAAUAACCGUUCCGCACAAGGCGAUGUCACGACAGCUGCAGCCGGAAAUAAUCGUGAUGCCUCGUUUCCAAAGACUCCGGCGGAGCUUCUAGCCAUCGAUCCGAAGUCUCUCAAUGCGACGAAUGAAAUGCGAAAGUUGUUUGGUAAUGUUGUGUUGGAAAACUUUGAUCAAGAGGAUGCUGGCGCAGGCCGCAGAAGAGACAGGAAUCGGGAAACAAUUGACCUCGGUCGCGCAUUGACUGGUAGAUACAGUCCUGCGAGUAGAGGUCAGAGUUUAGCUGGCGUCACGCUGCGACGCAACGUCCUGAUGCAGGGCAAGGAUGAAUGGCCUCGCACCCCUAGUGGUGGCCUCGGGAUGGAGCUGGUAGAGAAAUCGUCAACUGGUCCUACGGUCUACCGGCUUAUUCACAACGCUUCCUAUAAGGACGUGCAGAUGCAGUUCGAUAUGUGUGUGGAGUCAAUGGACCCUCAAAGAAUGAUUCACCUCCUACAAUAUAAUCCGUACCAUAUUUCGACUCUGCUCCAAGUCUCCGAAAUAGCCAAGCACCAAAGUGACCACGCCGUUUCCGCUGAUCUCCUUGAACGGGCGCUUUUCAACAUUGGAAGGUCGGCUCACUCAUCCUUUGGUACCAGCCUCAAGGAAGGUCAAGCAAGGCUGGAUUUUGCGCAUAUGGCGAACCGGGAGUUGUGGCUCGUCGGUUGGAGGUACAUUGCCAACCUGGGCAUGAAAGGAACCUGGAGGACAGCCUAUGAGUGGGCUAAGAUGUUACUGAGUCUCAAUGACGGUGAUCCAUACUGUAUCAGACUUCUGAUCGAUCACUUGGCCCUUAGGGGCCGAGAGUACUCCCAUUUCAUCGAACUUUGUACACAAACCCGGCUGAGAGAGGAAUGGGCGUCUCUACCAAAUAUUCAAUGCUCACUUGCAUUGGCAUACCUCCGGUUGAACAAGCCUAAGGAAUGUAGAGAGCAGCUUCGUCUCGCCAUGUUGCGCUACCCAUGGGUGUUUUGCAAGCUAGCGCAGGAGCUUGAUAUCCAGCCCAUGCCUAAGCAGAUCUGGGGCAAGAUGCCUCCGACUGACGCUCAUGAAUUGCUCACUGAACUCUACAUUGUCCGUGCCAAGGAUCUCUGGAACACACCCGAGGCAGUUUCAUUGAUCGUGGAAGUUGCAGAUACAUUGGUAGAAGAGGAAGAGCCAGUUGAACCUCCUGAGAUCACACUCGACAUUGCCCGCCAUGUGGUGCUUUCGGACAUCCCUAGAGUUACAACGCAUCUACCCACACGCUUUGUCUCCGGGCGGAUAUCAGCGUCAGACCCGCUCCCUCCCUAUGACUCAGAGGCUUUCCGCCAACAGUCAGAUCCCACCCCAUCGUAUAUGUCUCGAGUUCCGGAGGCUGGUCGCCCACAGUGGCUGCGGGACCUUCUGGAUCAAAUGAACAAUGGCGCUAUUCGUUUCCCUGGGUUCCAGGGUGGCGAAGAAGUGCAUGACGAAAACGGACCGAGUGGUGAGGGCGAAGGCGAGAUUAAUCCCACACGUCCACAUCCUAGCGCUGAUCAGCAGCCACAACUUGAGCAGUGGCUCCUGGCAGAUGGUCUCCACAGUCUGGAAGCAUUUUUACGCCAGUAUGGUGUCGAUCGCGGUAACUGGGGAGAGGUCGUCGACUACUCGCCCUUGACUGAGUAUGUAGAUGCCUUGGACGCCCUCCAGCCGGAGACUCGACAGCGGUUACUCCAUGGUCCGAUUCGGGACUCUAUGGGUGAGAUGGCGAUCGAUUUGUUGGAGGAUGAACUUCAGCUACUAGAAUAUGAUGAAGACGAGGAUGUGUGA